AUGCAUUGGAUAAGCUCAAUAUUUGUUAUUGUCUGGAUACAGAUAUCUGUCAUACAAAAAACAAAAAGUCAGUUGUUGUAUGAUGCACAUAAAGAAUACUACGACUUACAAAAGAGAGUCAUGAAAAUGGAAGAAGAAAUAUUUCUAUUACAAAAGCGAAUUAUGAAAAUGGGAGAAGAAAUGUGUCAAGUAAAUCAGAUGAAUGGGAAAAUGGUGGCCUUUUCAGCAACUGCAGACAGGACUGUUCGUCAAACAAUCACAACAGGAGGGGAAAUAAUUAUCUUUAAGUCGGUAUUAAAUAACGUAGGAGGAGGAUAUGAUUCUGAAACAGGAAUAUUCACGGCACCAAUGGCUGGAAAUUAUGCUUUUUACUUCUCUGUCGAAACACCAUCGUAUAAAUACCUGCGUGUUUUUUUAUAUCUUAAUUAUAUACCUGUAGCUGAAGCACUCGCGGGAAAUCCCGCAGGGAGGUAUGACGCCGGAGGCAAUAUGGUGAUUCUCGCUUUGGAGAAAAAUGAUCGAGUAUGCAUUAAAUCACAUUGGGACACUACUGGCCAAUCCGUUCCUAUUCAGUUCACUAUAAACAGCUUCUCGGGAUUCUUACUUUUUUGA
This is a messenger RNA of Saccostrea cuccullata (small rock oyster), 612 nucleotides long. Its product is annotated as cerebellin-3-like. The record is from RefSeq and is a predicted model, not a curated record. Gene Ontology annotation, molecular function: protein binding. The transcript has 2 exons. NCBI's taxonomy places the organism in Eukaryota, Metazoa, Mollusca, Bivalvia, Ostreida, Ostreidae. Bases 1 to 612 code for a protein of 203 amino acids.